AUGCGUUGUUAUCACUCAAUGAUGAUUAGGUAUAAGACUGCGCAGGAUUGGCUCUCAAGGCAGCUCAAUGAUCCCUACGUGAAGAAGUCGAGAUACCACAACUACAGAGCUCGGAGUGCGUUCAAGUUGCUCGAAAUGGAUGAGAAAUACAAUCUUUUGAGACCCGGGAUGACAGUCAUCGAUUGUGGAGCUGCACCAGGGAGCUGGACACAGGUGUUGGUUCCCAAAGUCAAUGCGGAUCGUCGAUGUGAAGAUCAUCCAGUCGGGAAGGUCAUCUCGAUUGAUGUCGUGCCUUUCGAGCCGGUACCUCAUGCUAAUUGCUAUGGUGAGGUUGACUUCCUCGACGAUGACUCGGUGAAGCGGGUUUUGGAGGAUUUGGGGGCGGGUUGGAGCCUCUCAUGCGACCUCGUAGUAAGCGACAUGGCGCCGAAUGCAUCCGGAGUGGCGGCCAUCGACCACGAGAAGAUAACCGUUCUCUCGUAUGCGGCUCUUGUCUUCGCGCUGAAGACGCUGAAACCAGGAGGGGGCUUCAUCUGUAAAUUAUGGCACGGCUCGAGGACGCCAGAACUGAAGGCCGAUCUGAAAACUCAUUUCAACCAUGUACAUAUCGUGAAACCUGAUGCUUCGAGAGGCGAUUCCGCCGAGAUAUUUUUCGUCGCGGAGAGGUUCAGAGGCGUCAAAUGACUUCCGAUGGAGCUUACUUGCGGAUAGAGUCGUUGACAGUGUUCGGAAGCGGACUCUCAUGAAGAUUGAAUAAAAUGAGCUGUGUUUGUGAU
Galendromus occidentalis (western predatory mite) is the source of this 776-nucleotide messenger RNA. RefSeq names its product Mitochondrial rRNA methyltransferase 2 (gene Mrm2). Gene Ontology annotation, cellular component: mitochondrion. The transcript is spliced from 7 exons. Gene Ontology annotation, biological process: RNA methylation. Lineage: Eukaryota; Metazoa; Arthropoda; Arachnida; Mesostigmata; Phytoseiidae. Bases 1 to 684 code for a protein of 227 amino acids. The record is from RefSeq and is a predicted model, not a curated record. Gene Ontology annotation, molecular function: rRNA (uridine-2'-O-ribose)-methyltransferase activity.